This is a messenger RNA of Cydia splendana, 579 nucleotides long. RefSeq lists its product as uncharacterized. Lineage: Eukaryota; Metazoa; Arthropoda; Insecta; Lepidoptera; Tortricidae. The record is from RefSeq and is a predicted model, not a curated record. The transcript has a single exon. Bases 1 to 579 code for a protein of 192 amino acids.
AUGCAUAUGAUAUUCAUAGACUUGGAAAAAGCGUUUGAUCAUGUCCCCCGAGAUCCCAUAUGGGAAUCACUCAGGCAGCAAAAAGUACCAGAAUACUACAUUUACCUGAUACAGGACAUGUACGAAGCGAUCAUCACCCAAGUUGUUAACCCAGCAGGUAAAGGCGACAGGUUUGAAAUAGAAGUAGGAGUUCAUCAAGGUUCUACACUGAGCCCAAUACUUUUCAAUACUCCUAUGGAUUACUUGACGAAACACUGUCAAAAGCCGCUACCGUGGAACUUACUUUAUGCAGAUGAUGUGGUUUUAAUCUCGGACAACGUCGACCACCUACAACAAGACUUAAAUACCUGGGUAGAAGCGCUUGAAGCCAACGGUUUGAAGAUAAGUAGGAAGAAAACCGAACAUAUGUCCUGUAUCUUUGACAGUUUAACAGACCCUAAAACUAUCAACAUCUCGAUAGGACACACGCCAAUACCCAGAGUGUCGGCGGAAUUUAAAUAUUUAGGUUCGAUAGUGUCCAACGACGGCAAAAUUGAUAGGGAUGUUACUCACCGGACCACUACGGGCUGUAUGAAAUAG